Thermochaetoides thermophila DSM 1495 is the source of this 4296-nucleotide messenger RNA. Its product is annotated as calcium-transporting ATPase 2-like protein. The record is from RefSeq and is a predicted model, not a curated record. NCBI's taxonomy places the organism in Eukaryota, Fungi, Ascomycota, Sordariomycetes, Sordariales, Chaetomiaceae. Gene Ontology annotation, cellular component: intracellular membrane-bounded organelle; membrane. Bases 1 to 4296 code for a protein of 1431 amino acids. Gene Ontology annotation, molecular function: ATP binding; P-type calcium transporter activity; ATP hydrolysis activity. The transcript has a single exon. Gene Ontology annotation, biological process: calcium ion transmembrane transport; intracellular calcium ion homeostasis.
AUGUUCGACAGACCCACGAUCACAAUUGACACCACGGCUGUCAACCCCAGCCUAGAGACACAACAAAAUGUUGAUAGCACCCAGGUCGUUUCUAGUUCCCCAGUUUCGCUAGCAAGCCAGUCCGAGUUGUUGAGCACACAUAGGAGGAGCUCAUCACAAACACGACUGGACGGGACAUUAGAAAGCAGAGACAGCCGGCCGACAAGCCCACAUAAUGUUUCGCACCCAUUAUCUUUCCGCGGGAAUGGGCCCAACCAGGGCUUCCUCUCGGUUCCCAAUGUCCAAAGAUCCCGCCAAAAUUCAGUGAAUUCAGCAGACGAAACGCGCUCCAUCGCCUCGUCCCAGGGGGAGACGAUCGUUGCUGGCUCAACGCCUGGCGAGAGGGGUGCCCCAGAACUCUCAGAUUAUGAUCGCAUUAUUAACGACCAGAAUGCCAUGAAACCAGAUAAGGGGAGGGAGGCAGACUGGCAGGUUGACGACAACCCGUUUGCCUUCCCCCCGGGAAUGUUAACAAAAAUGAUCGAUCCUAAAAAUUUGGCGACCUUUUAUAAACUAGGCGGCCUCGCCGGCAUCGAGAAGGGCUUGAGGACGAACCGGACCACGGGUUUGAGCGUUGAUGAGACCGCUCUUACGGGUUCGGUUUCUUUCGAGGAGGCCACGUCCACGUCGCCUGACAGCAAGGCGUACAGUGGGAGCGCUUCGUCGAAUCCCCAACGCCAGGAUUCGCCUAAUGAAGCCUUUUCUUCCAGAAAACGCGUUUUUGGCGACAACAGGUUACCCGAAAAGAAGGGCAAGAGCCUCUUACAACUAAUGUGGAUUACCUACAACGACAAAGUUUUAAUCCUGCUCUCCAUCGCCGCUGUCAUCUCGCUUGCCAUUGGCCUCUACCAGACAUUCGGCCAGGAACACGAUCCCACAAACCCCGGUGUUGAAUGGAUUGAGGGUGUCGCCAUCAUCGCUGCCAUCGCUAUUGUCGUCUUGGUCGGCUCGCUGAACGACUACCAGAAGGAGCGCCAAUUCGCGAGAUUGAACAAGAAGAAGCAGGAUCGCAUGGUCAGGGUGAUACGUUCAGGAAAGACGAUCGAAAUCUCGGUUUUUGACGUUCUGGUCGGCGAUGUCAUGCAUCUUGAGCCCGGCGACCUGAUCCCCGUCGACGGCAUCCUCAUCGAGGGUUUCAAUGUCAAGUGCGACGAGUCUUCGGCAACUGGCGAGUCCGACAUCAUCAAGAAGAAGCCCGCCGAUGAGGUCUUCAAGGCGAUUGAGAACCGCGAGAGUGUCAAGAAGCUGGAUCCCUUCAUUCUGUCUGGCUCCCGCGUCAUGGAAGGUGUGGGCACUUACAUGGUCACCUCGACCGGCGUUCACUCUCUCUACGGCCGUACCAUGAUGUCUCUGAACGAAGAUCCCGAGAUCACUCCCCUGCAGUCCAAGCUCAACGUUAUUGCCGAGUACAUCGCCAAGCUCGGUGGUGCUGUCGCCCUUCUUCUGUUCCUCGUCCUGUUCAUCAUUUUCCUGGUCCGCCUGCCAAGACAGUACAAGCCCCUGACUCCCGCUCAGAAGGGCCAGCACUUCAUUGAGAUCUUCAUCGUCGUUGUUACCAUUGUGGUUGUCGCUGUGCCCGAGGGCCUGCCGCUCGCUGUCACGCUCGCCCUGGCGUUCGCCACGACUCGGAUGAUCAAGGACAACAACCUGGUCCGGCAUCUGAAGGCUUGCGAAGUCAUGGGCAACGCCACCACGAUUUGCUCCGACAAGACGGGUACCCUGACUCAGAACAAGAUGCAGGUUGUGGCCGGCACCAUCGGCACGGUUCAUCGGUUUGGCGUAACCAGGACUCCCGAUCAGCAGAAUCCCUCGGAGAAGGAAGUUGGUGUUUCGGAGCUCAUGUCGUCGCUGCAUCCCGAUGUUCGCGAGCUGCUCAAGAACUCGAUCGCGCUGAACUCGACGGCUUUCGAGGGCGAGGGCGGCGACCCGGAUCAGCCGUUCGUUGGCUCCAAGACGGAGACUGCGCUGCUUUUGCUGGCUAGGGAACACUUGGCCAUGGGACCGGUCGCCCAGGAGCGGGCCAACGCGACGACGCUGCACCUGAUCCCCUUCGAUUCCGGUCGCAAGUGCAUGGGUAUUGUGAUCAAGCUGAGCGAGACCAAGGCGCGUCUCUAUGUCAAGGGUGCCUCCGAGAUCAUGCUGGAGAAGUGCACUCAGAUUCUGCGCGACCCGUCGAACGGCACUGCCUCCGCCACCCUGACCGAGGACAACCGCAACACCAUCAAGAAGCUCAUCGAGACGUAUGCGCGCAACUCCCUGCGGACCAUCGGCCUCAUCUACCGCGACAUCGACUGGCCUCCCAGGCCGUCUCGCCGCAUGGGUGCUGAGAAGGACGAGAUUGUCUUCGAGGAGAUCUGCCGCAACAUGACUUUCAUUGGUCUGGUCGGCAUCAAGGAUCCCCUGCGCCCUGGCGUCCCCGAGGCCGUUGCGCUCUGCCAGAAAGCUGGCGUCGUUGUUCGCAUGGUUACCGGUGACAACAAGCUCACAGCCGAGUCCAUUGCCCGCGACUGCGGCAUCCUGCAGCCCGAAAGCGUCGUCCUCGAGGGCCCUGUCUUCCGCAACAUGAGCAAGGCCGAGCAGCUGAGGAUCAUCCCCCGCCUGCAUGUCUUGGCUCGGUCCAGCCCCGAGGACAAGCGCAUCCUGGUUAAGCGCCUCAAGGAGAUGGGCGAAACGGUGGCUGUGACUGGUGACGGUACCAACGACGCUCCCGCUCUGAAGAUGGCUGAUAUCGGCUUCUCGAUGGGUAUUGCCGGCACCGAGGUGGCCAAGGAGGCGUCUGCUAUCAUUCUCAUGGACGACAACUUCACUUCGAUCGUCAAGGCGCUCAAGUGGGGUCGUGCUGUCAACGAUGCGGUCAAGCGCUUCCUGCAGUUCCAGCUGACGGUCAACGUUACCGCUGUCGUCUUGACUUUCGUGUCAGCCGUGCAGAGCAGCGACCAGACGGCCGUCUUGACUGCCGUCCAGCUUCUCUGGGUCAACCUCAUCAUGGAUACGCUCGCCGCUCUCGCCCUCGCCACGGAUCCUCCGUCGGACAGCGUGCUGGACCGCAAGCCUGAGCGCAAGGGUGCCCCGAUUAUCUCGACGACCAUGUGGAAGAUGAUCUUUGGUCAGGCCGUCUACCAGCUUCUGAUCACGUUCCUCGUCUACUUUGGUGGCGUCAAGGUGCUCCCUGGUCCUGAUGACAUGACGGAGGCUCAGAUUCACACUCUGGUGUUCAACACGUUCGUUUGGAUGCAGAUCUUCAACCAGUGGAACAACCGUCGUCUGGACAACAACUUUAACAUCUUCGAGGGCAUGCAUCGCAACCCAUGGUUCAUCGGCAUCAGCGCCAUCAUGUGCGGUGGCCAAGUCUUGAUUGUCAUGGUCGGCGGUCAGGCUUUCCGCAUCGCUCCCGAGGGCCAGACUCCCGCCAUGUGGGGCAUUGCCAUCGUUCUCGGUGUCAUCUCCAUCCCGGUUGGUGUCAUCAUCCGCCUGAUCCCCGACGAGCUUCUGGAGCGCCUGAUCCCCGCAUCCUUCAAGCGCCGCAGCCCUAAGGCCCCUGAGGUGACGAUCUCGGACGACGAGGAGCAGCAGCGCUUCGCCGCCUACCCAUCUGUCAUCACCGAGGUCCGCGACGAGCUCGCCUGGCUCAAGCGUAUGAAGGGCGGCCGUCUCAACAACCUUAAGUUUGCUGUUCGCCAUCCGCGCCAGGCCCUCGAGCGCGCCCGCACCCCCGGCCACAGCCGAGAGCCCUCGCGCUCUAACUCCAUCAACCGCCUGCCGACACCCAACCGCCAGGAUAGCUUCAGCUCUGCUGCCGCGCCGACUCCCGAUCGCCGUCCCAGCCGCAGCGCCCGCUCGCGUUCCAACAGCGCCGUCGGUGUCGCGACCGUCAUGACGGGCAUCGUGGCUAGCUCCAUCGGCGCUGGCUGGUCACCUAUUGACCGCGAUCGUGCCCGCCAGAUUGAGGAGCAGUUUGCUGCUGCGAAUGCCCAACUCGGUAGCAAUAACAACAACCCCCUCAACCUCAGGCCGGGCACCACAUCGAGUGAUGCUCCCGCGGCUUCGACGUCGGCCCCGAUCUUGGAUGGCCCUUUCCACACAGACCCCGAUAGCGUGGAUGUGCCCAUCCUCGGCAUGCCUAAGCCUCCUCGGGCGGCGGAUAACAACAACAACAACAACAACAACAACAACAACAACAACAACAACAACAAAAACAACGGUUCUGGCCCCUCUUCCGGCUCUGUGUCGCCUUCCACUUCAUUGCCGGCCCCCUGA